GUCACCCCUUCACGUAUGUUUUUGAACUAAUUGACAAUGAGUAUACCCGGUGCUGGAGUGGACAUGUCUGCUCUAAUGUCUCAACACCCUGUGCUAGGAGCUAUCCCCCCGGCUUUCUUUCUAAGAGCCUCCGAGAGAUACCAAAGAACCCCUAAAUGUGCAAGAUGUCGAAAUCACGGUGUUGUCUCGGCUUUGAAAGGACACAAAAGAUACUGUAGAUGGCGGGAUUGUAAUUGCGCCAAAUGUACCUUGAUCGCAGAGAGGCAGAGGGUUAUGGCCGCUCAGGUGGCUCUCCGGAGGCAGCAAGCUCAGGAAGAAAACGAGGCUAGAGAGUUAGGGAUCCUCUUUCCCACGCCGAUGACCCAGUCCGUUGGGGAGACCCCUGUACCUCCUCCGCCAGUAUCCAACGCAUCUGAUAUGGGGAUGGCUCCUGUUUUACAAAGAAGUACCUUCACCACGGCGUCUGAUUCUUCAGAGGCUUCUAGUCCAACUUCCAAAAGGCCCAGAAUCAACGUCGAAGAAUGCCAGUUAGAAGAAUCAGACUCAGAUCAAGAAGAAAUUAAAAGAAGUCAGCACUCGUCGCCAAUAAAUCCCCAACCUACUCCUUUAGCUCCUACCCCAUCACCAGACCCAGUAACAAGUCCAGAUCCAGACCUAGACGUCGAAGAAGACACGCAAUCAGAAGCCCCCGAAAACCUUUCAGUCAAAAGGGAAAAACCGCCAAGUCCUGAAACCCCUCCCCACCAACAGGCGUCAAAUUUUAUGCCGUACCAACAUCCCUUUGCACAGUUUCCACCUCAAUUUCAACCUGCCUAUCCGCAGAGGAGCCCUAUUGAUGUAUUGAUGAGGGUGUUUCCGGGCAGGCGAAGAUCGGACGUCGAGGCACUUUUACAAAGAUGUAAAGGAGAUGUUCUCCAAGCCAUGGAGCUUAUGGUAAGCGGCAGCCACGAAGAACUAUCCACGCCAUCAGCAUUUUCUCCACUCGGCCCACCGACAAAUUUUCACAGGUACAGUCCAUCAAGGAGGUUUCUCUCCGCUCCCUAUGCCGGCACUGGCUAUCUGCCCACAGUCAUUAGACCGCCCCCAGACUACAUGUCGCUCGUGGGACCAGUACACGAUCUCUACAAGAACGAGAACACCGCAGCUUCCUCUCCUGGUUCCAACACUGGAUCAGAUAAGACGAGUUACUCGGAAUAGCCCCAAAUGUUCGACCAUCGGGGUUACGAGUAUCACUAAGAGUAAGCAGAAACCUGUAAAAUUUGUGACCAAUAGGUGUAUAUAAUUCUGGAUAAAUUUUCUAUAAAAAAGAUGGUGGUGCUUUUUGUAGAAAUUAUCCAUAAAAAGUGAAAUUUAGGUGUACAUUUUUACAAAUAACUAGAGAAUGUUAAAUUGUAGUGGUACAAGAGAUGAUAGGUUGAUGAUGACGUUAAUAUUAUUAAUACUUUUUUUUAUAAAAUUCCAGUUAAAAUCGACGAUUUUAAUAAUAUUCUAUUGCGUAUUGAUACAUAAUCUUUCGCAUAUUACUGUAAGUUGGUCGAUCCGUCUUGUUGGUCGAUGAUCCAAAUAAUAUUUAAGAUUCAAAUCAGGUGAACGAGGGGGCCAUUCAAUACUACCUAAUGACCUAAUCCAGCAAUCCAUUGUCCGAAAAAUGUCUGAUCUAAAGAACGCCGAACAUUUGCACCAAAAUGAGCUGAAUCUCCGUCUUGCUUAAACUAUAUCAGAUUAAAAUUUACUCCAAACUUGUUUUUCAAGGCAGGUAUAAUCUCAUUAUUUCUAAGUAGUAUUUCAUAAUUGAAAGGUAAAGUUUUCAAUCCUAAUAGCGACAUUAAAGAGAUUGAAAAAUAUUAAAAAUAUUACUAAAAGAUUUUUAAAUCGAAAACUUAUUGGUCCAUUUCCUUGGUA
Messenger RNA from Diabrotica virgifera virgifera (western corn rootworm), 1902 nucleotides. RefSeq names its product doublesex- and mab-3-related transcription factor A2-like. Gene Ontology annotation, biological process: regulation of transcription by RNA polymerase II; sex differentiation. The transcript is spliced from 3 exons. The coding region runs from base 37 to 1197 and encodes 386 amino acids. The record is from RefSeq and is a predicted model, not a curated record. Gene Ontology annotation, molecular function: DNA-binding transcription factor activity, RNA polymerase II-specific; RNA polymerase II cis-regulatory region sequence-specific DNA binding; protein binding. Gene Ontology annotation, cellular component: nucleus. Lineage: Eukaryota; Metazoa; Arthropoda; Insecta; Coleoptera; Chrysomelidae.